Messenger RNA from Spodoptera littoralis (African cotton leafworm), 522 nucleotides. The record is from the annotation of a GenBank genome assembly. Lineage: Eukaryota; Metazoa; Arthropoda; Insecta; Lepidoptera; Noctuidae.
AUGAAGAAACUCUGCGAUUUCAAGUGUCCUAAGAUACCAGUAGUAAGGAAGUGUUGUUUUUGUAUUCCUACGUAUGUUGGUAUAGCUGUUUUUGGAUAUGCCGAUCUUACUCUAGCCCUGGUGGCUUUUCCAAUGCUGAUGUAUGAGAUGGUGGAUGAGCUGACGAGUGACAAGCCUCGAGGAGAGAUGCGAUAUAGUGACCCAGCAGUGCACCUUCCAGUGAUAGUAGCUGCAGCAUUAUCAGACAUUGUUCUAACAGUGGUAUUGCUAAUUGGAGCACAUAGGAAAAAUAAAUUGCUUCUGAAGAUAUACUUCUACUUCGCGACGAUUUCACAGUUGAUGACGUUGCUUGCUGACCUGCCGUUUUACGACUAUACAGCACAUAGAAAGAAUGCUAUAUACCUAUUCUAUGUAGGGCUGAACAUCUACCUGCUGUUUCUGGUUCACAACGUGGUCUACGUGAGAGAGGACAAGAGAGACAUUCAGUACAUUGCAUAUGACCAGCAUCAGGUCACUGUUUAG